GGUUCCUGCCCGGCAGUUCUGAGUGGCAAUUUUUCCUGGUUAUCUAUCCGUACUUCUAGUGACUUCGGGUGCCGGGUGGUCUUGGGGUGGCAGGGGGCGUUCAGGGGCUCCUGGAGCCAGGCUGUGCUUGGACCUCCGCACCGAGGCCGUGAGGGCGGACCGCUCCAGGCCCAGGUCCAGAGCCUGCCUCGCGCCACUGCAGCCUCCGCCCCGCCCCGCCCCAGCCUCCUGCCGCCAGACCUUGCGUUUCUGGGGCGUUCAGGAGCUCGAAGGACUUAGCCACCCUUCUCCAAGAAAAAGAAAGGCAGAAAGGAUGGUAGCUGACUGCCUGACAAAUUGUUAUCAGGACUCUGUGACCUUUGAAGAUGUGGCUGUGGACUUCACCCAAGAGGAGUGGACUUUAUUGGAUCAAACUCAGAGAGCCCUGUACAGAAAGGUGAUGCUAGAGAACUACCAGAACCUGGUCUUAGCAGGAUGUCAGGUUAUGAAACCCAGUCUGAUCUCCUGGUUGGAAAAAGAGGAUUUUCAGACAUUAUACAGAGGAGGUCUCCAAGAAUGGGAUGUACCACUUAACACCAAAAAGUCAACAUUUCAACAGGGCUUUUUGAGGAAGCAAACUUCUAAUGGGAUACAAAAGGCCAGAACAUGCUACAGUACAGAGGACCCCUGUUUCUACACAAAAUGUGGAGAAAUCUUCAGUGAACAUUCAUAUUUUAAGACAUAUGUGAAAACCCAAAAUAUAUGCAACACAGGACAUUUUACAAACUCCAGUCAUGCUUUGUCUGUUCAAAUGCCCACUAUAAAAACCUACCCAUGUAAGAUCUGUGGAAAAGCCUUUGGACGUUCUUCAAAUCUUAAUAGGCAUCUGCGAACCCACACUGGGGAAAAGCCCUAUGAAUGUAAGGAAUGUGGAAAAGCCUUUACCACUUACUCAAGAUUAGUAGAACAUUUUAGAACUCAUACUGGAGAGAAACCCUAUAAAUGUAAGGAAUGUGGAAAAGCCUUUGCUAAGCGUUCAGGCCUUAUAACACAUAUAUCAACACAUGCUUCAGAGAAACCCUAUGAAUGUAAAGAGUGUGGCAAAGCCUUUGCUUCAUCCCCACGCCUUAGUCAGCAUGUAAGAAUUCACAGUGGAGAGAGACCCUACAUAUGCAAAGAGUGUGGGAAAGCCUUCCUUACUUCCUCAUAUCUGCGUAACCAUAUAGGAAGAACUCACAGCGGAGAGAAACCUUAUGUAUGUGGGGAAUGUGGAAAAGCUUUCCAUUCUUACUCAAACCUACGUAGACAUGUAAGAACUCAUAGUGGAGAGAGACCUUAUAUAUGUAAGGAAUGUGGGAAAGCCUUCCUCAACUCCUCAUACCUACAUAACCAUAUAAGAAAAACUCACAGUGGAGAGAUGCCCCAUAUAUGUGGUGAAUGUGGGAAAGUCUUCCAUGCAUCUUCAUAUCUGCGUAGACACAUUAGAACUCACAGUGGAGAAAGACCCUGUAUAUGUAAAGAAUGUGGGAAAGCUUUCCUCAAUGCCUCAUACCUGCGCAAGCAUCUCAGCAUUCACACUGGAGACAAACCCUUUGAGUGUAAGGAAUGUGGGAAAGCCUACCGCAGAUACAAACUGCUAAAUGACCAUUUAAAAACUCACAUGGUGGCAAAGCCAUUUGAAUGUGAUGUAUGUGGGAAAUCCUUUCAAUAUUUCUCAUAUCUUACUAAACAUGUUCGUAUUCACACUGGAACAAAACCCUAUAAGUGUAAGUACUGUGGGAAGGACUUCACCACCUCCUCAAGCCGAACUGAACAUGUUCGAACUCACACUGGAGAGAGGCCUUACGAAUGUUCAGAAUGUACAAAAACCUUCGCUUCAUCCUCAAACUUCCUUCACCAUGUAAAAACCCACACUAAAGAGAAACCCUUUUCUGGGAAUGUAGGAAAGCCUACAAUAGGUUUUACCUACUAACUGAACAGAAACACUUCAGAUGAGAGGAACAUGAAAAAUCCUUAAUUCUUCUUAUCUUAAUGAUCACACUUGAACUUACACUGGUAGGAAUGCCAAUUAUUUCAGUUUACUUUGAAAACACAAAAGAACUCAUACUCAAGAUGCCCCAUGAAUUUAAGAAAAGUAAUAUGAAAGUCUUCCCUAUUUCUUGGGAAUUUAAAAAAUAUGUUAGACUUCAUAAUGGAGGGAAAUUUACUGAUGUAAAAGUUUGCAAGGUGGUAGUUCUGCUAAAUACUUUGAUCUUGUGGUCUCACAGUGGAGAAAACUUUAUAAAGGUAAGGGAUGUCAGAAAAUAAUUUUUUACACGACAUUAAUCCUCAGUAAACAUACAGAUCCAUAUACAAAAGAAAUUCACUAUAUGGAAAUUUUGCCCAUGUACCCUGAAAUUUAGUAUGCUGAAAGAGAUAAGGCCAUCUGGAUGGCUCUGGUUUCUUUUGUCCUGAUCAUUCCUGGAAGGAUGUAUUCUUUCCUCCAUUGCAAUGUCAUUUUAUUCUAGUUGCUACAACUUCUGGGCAGCAAUCUCAUAGUAAGUGGCCCUUUGGGAUACAAACAUAGUGUUUUAGCAAUAUAAACUUUCUAGGUGGUUUGGCAUGCUUUUAAGCAUGCUCUUCUUACAGUGGCUCACAGCAGUGAAGUUUGAUACAGUUCUCCAUGUUAAAAUGUCUUGUGCCACUUUUAGAGCUGAUCCAUUCAGAAAGAUAAAAGAUGAAGCUGAGCAUGGUGGCACAUGUCUU
Molecule: messenger RNA, 2724 nt
Organism: Jaculus jaculus (lesser Egyptian jerboa)
Lineage: Eukaryota; Metazoa; Chordata; Mammalia; Rodentia; Dipodidae
Product: zinc finger protein OZF-like
Exons: 6
Coding region: 314-1951 (545 amino acids)
Biological process (GO): regulation of DNA-templated transcription
Source: RefSeq, a predicted model, not a curated record